Molecule: messenger RNA, 1206 nt
Organism: Medioppia subpectinata
Lineage: Eukaryota; Metazoa; Arthropoda; Arachnida; Sarcoptiformes; Oppiidae
Source: the annotation of a GenBank genome assembly
AUGAUAGCACAGAUAUGUGAGCCUCGAGGGGGCGCCCACUUCGGCACCAGCACUGAGACAAUGGUUGUGCGCACGCUGGUUCUCGAGGUCUGUAUGUCUGGGAAGGGGUUGUCUGGUGUGGAGGACGGGUCGGCGCCAUCGCCGCGAUUGUGUCAUCUGAUAAAAUGGCCGGACUUUGACGGCUAUGGAUUCAAUCUGCACGCAGAGAAGGCGAAGACCGGCCAAUACAUCGGCAAAGUGGACGCCGACUCUCCGGCACAGUUGGCCGGCCUUCGAGAGGGCGACCGUAUUAUUGAAGUGAAUUUGGUUAACAUUUCCAACGAAAAUCAUCGACAAGUCGUCGAAAGGAUUAAAUCGAUUCCCAACGAAACCAAACUAUUAGUGAUCGACGAGACGGCCGACAAGUGGUACAAAGAGAAUAAGGUAAUCGUCAAAAGCACUCAAUCCAAUGUCGUCCACUACAAGACACCGGUUCCGCGUCCUCUCAACGACAACAACAACGCCGUCGACGACAACAACGAUCGCAACGACACUCAACCCAAUCAUCUCAACCCAGCGGCCGAUGUGUCCGCUGGGUUGUCUGGUGUGGAGGACGGGUCGGCGCCAUCGCCGCGAUUGUGUCAUCUGAUAAAAUGGCCGGACUUUGACGGCUAUGGAUUCAAUCUGCACGCAGAGAAGGCGAAGACCGGCCAAUACAUCGGCAAAGUGGACGCCGACUCUCCGGCACAGUUGGCCGGCCUUCGAGAGGGCGACCGUAUUAUUGAAGUGAAUUUGGUUAACAUUUCCAACGAAAAUCAUCGACAAGUCGUCGAAAGGAUUAAAUCGAUUCCCAACGAAACCAAACUAUUAGUGAUCGACGAGACGGCCGACAAGUGGUACAAAGAGAAUAAGGUAAUCGUCAAAAGCACUCAAUCCAAUGUCGUCCACUACAAGACACCGGUUCCGCGUCCUCUCAACGACAACAACAACGCCGUCGACGACAACAACGAUCGCAACGACACUCAACCCAAUCAUCUCAACCCAGCGGCCGAUGUGUCCGCUGUUGAGGUCGUCGAUGUGGCCAAUGGUCUGCAAAACGGCGAUAACGACAGUCACAGCACUGUUGAGUCGAUUCCCAUGAAAGCCGACAUCGAAGUGAUCGAUAUUAAGACGAAUGGAUCCGUUAAUGCGGUUAAUGGCAACGAUAGGAAGGAUUCACUUGGAUAG